This is a messenger RNA of Cyclocybe aegerita, 267 nucleotides long. Lineage: Eukaryota; Fungi; Basidiomycota; Agaricomycetes; Agaricales; Hemipholiotaceae. The record is from the annotation of a GenBank genome assembly.
AUGGAAAGCUGGUACAAGGUCAAUACUUCUACCCUGGAUUUGGAGGACUCCAAAGCUAUCCCGAAAGAGAAGUAUAAUGUUUCCAAGCCUGUCUUCUAUGCUGCGUGCGACAAGGAAGUUAUUGCGCUCCCUGCUCUUGGGAAGGGUAAUCUUCCGGGAUUCUGCUCCAACGCGACCGUCAAAGAUUAUGACGCUGGUCACUUGGUAAUAUGGGAGACCAAGGACAAGUUGAAUGCUGAUCCCGAGGGAUGGAUUCAGAGUCUUUAA